CACCAACGAGCUUGUGGCCUUUCUGCCAACCCCUUUUAGCCGCCUCGCCAGUCGGGCUGCAAAUUGCCAAGCUGUGCCCGUUCCGUCGGGAGGCCCGCUAAAUAUACCGGAGCUUCUCCCACCUACAGGGUAGUAUCGUCUUUGCUAGUAUGCCCUGCCCUUGCGACAAAAAAGCGGACGUGUCGUCCCGUUGCGUCGUCUAUAACAGCACGACAGGUUCGCCUUCAAGGGCUUGAUUAAACCGCUGUGACCACGCGAAGAAAACCAAUACAGCACCCCGUGAACAUCGUCAACAGAGCUUUGCCAGGAAACACGCCCAUCAUGCGUUUCCAGCCAGCAAUCUUCACGGCGGCGCUUGCCGCCGUGGGCGUCGAGGCUAGGCCAAAGAACGGCGAGCUCUCGCGCCGCGCGUCGCCGACAAUCUACCUCGCGGGAGACAGCACUAUGGCCAAGACGGCGAGUCCGCUCAUGGGCUGGGGCGAGUACCUGGGCAAGUACGUCAGUGUGCCCGUGGUGAACAAGGCAAUAUCGGGGCGAUCGGCGCGGAGCUACUGGAAUGAGGGGCGGUUCACCGAGAUCGAAAAGCUGGUGGCGGCGGGAGACGUGGUGGUGAUCGAGUUUGGGCACAACGACGGCGGGUCGCCCAACUCGGCGUCGGACAACGGCCGCAGCGACUGCCCGGGCACCGCGCUCGACACGACGUGCAAGUCGGGCAAGACGGGCGAGACCGUGUAUACCUUCGCGUACUACGUCGAGGACGCCGCGCGCCGCUUCGUCGCCAAGGGCGCGCUCGUCGUCGUCAGCAGCCAGACGCCCAACAACAUGUGGGAGGGCGGGAAGUACGGCACGGGCGCGUCGAGGUUUGUCGAGUACGCCGCGCGCGCGGCUAAAGAUGUCGGCGCGCCUGGGGCGACGUUCGUCGAUCAUUUCCAGGCUGUUGCUGCGCUGUAUCUCAAGCUCGGCAACGCCAAGACCAACGCCCUCUACCCCAAGGACCAUACGCAUACCAGCCCUGAAGGCGCUGAUCUUGUCGCCCAGGCGUUUGUGCAGGCGAUCGCGGGCGACUUCAACGGCACCACGCCGCUGAAGCAGUACGUCAAGCUGCCGGCUCCGAGCGUGUUUUAG
This is a messenger RNA of Lasiosphaeria miniovina, 1125 nucleotides long. Its product is annotated as rhamnogalacturonan acetylesterase precursor. The coding region runs from base 322 to 1125 and encodes 267 amino acids. Gene Ontology annotation, molecular function: hydrolase activity. The transcript has 2 exons. The record is from RefSeq and is a predicted model, not a curated record. NCBI's taxonomy places the organism in Eukaryota, Fungi, Ascomycota, Sordariomycetes, Sordariales, Lasiosphaeriaceae.